Messenger RNA from Durusdinium trenchii, 672 nucleotides. The record is from the annotation of a GenBank genome assembly. Lineage: Eukaryota; Dinophyceae; Suessiales; Symbiodiniaceae.
AUGCCAUCAAACAAUGCUCAGAAUGUUCCCGCAGUGAUGCACAAACAGGCUGAUAGAGACGUGCCAGGUUUGGCGGCAUUAACAGCCUUGCUUGUUGGCAACGCGCUGGCAUUUGGCUGCUGGCAAACCAGGGCCAAGGGAAUGAGUGAUCACUUCCUUUGCAGUCGAUGGCACCUCCGACAUGGAAAGUGGCAUACACUUUUGACAUCGUGCAUUUUUCACCAGCGCCCAGCCCAUUUUGUUUUCAAUUCCUUUGCAUUGUGGACAGUCGGAUUGGUUGCAGCUGAACACCUGAACAAUGCUGAAUUCUUAGCCUUGUGUACUGUUAGUGGUCUUGGGUCCACUGGAAGCCAUGUACUUUUGCAGAAGGAACCUGUGAUGGGUGCAAGUGGUGUGGUCAUGGGGUUGCUGACUGCCAGCAGCGUGCUCCAGCCCGAACGGCAAUUUUCAGUGAUGCCCUUUCCCAUGACAUUCUCUCUGUCACAGCUUGCCGCCUCAGCCAUGCUGUCGAAUGUGCUUGGCUUGGCCUUGCGCCGCUUUCAUCCGUUUCAUCGUGUGGCUUGGGCAGCGCAUGUUGGCGGAGCAGUGGCUGGGGUUGGCAUGGGUUGUGCAACGAGGACAUGCCGUGGAAGUGACGCUUCUCGUGGCAAGUUAAACGGAAGUGCACAUUGA